CAAAAAUACUGAAAUUCCACGACAUAGUGAAUUUGCAAACAGCUAAAAUUAUACACAAAGCAAACUAUAACCUGCUACCCAAGAAUAUACAAUAUGGUAGCAUCAUGGUCUAGGGUUGCACGAAUGCUGUCGGCAGUUGUGGUACUAACAUCCCCACUACAAUCUCGAUAAAUCUGGUACAUGCUAAAUAUUUGCCUACUAUUGUCUUUAAAAAAAAAAAAAAAAGAUCAGCUCGGGACAAUGUGAACGUAUACUUUUUGCCCCGCAGCAGGCGCGCAUGCCUCAAUGGCAUCACAUGAGGGCAAUUAACUCGACAAGGCUGCGCUCUUUCAAAAAGAAAAAAACAAACAAAUGACUUAAGCGUGAUCGGUGACGACUGGAGUGUUCAUUUUGUGGAACAUUCUUGGACGAGAAGCAAGCAAAAAGACUUAGCACCGCCGACGUGGUCUUGUGAACUUUGACCUGCCAGAAAUGGAACACGCGGGGAAGAAAAGAGGCAUUGUGAUAAAAGAUGACUGGCCAGGAUACAGCCUGGACCUGUUCACCUACCCGGAGCACUACCACGACGACAUAGACAACGUUUACAUUCCACACGGCGUCGUCAUGGACAGGACCGAGCGGCUGGCCCGCUACAUCAGGGACGACUUUGCGGACGACAACAUCACGGUCCUGUGCGUCCUGAAGGGCGGCUACAAGUUCUGCGCCGACCUGAUGGAGUUCAUCAAGGUGCUCGGACGCAACUCCAACAAGUACCUGGAGACCCGAGUGGAGUUCAUACGCCUCAAAAGCUACCUGAAUGACCAAUCCACAGAGGACCUGCACAUCAUCGGCAGCCGAGAUCUAUCCUUUCUGCAUGGAAAGAGUGUGCUCAUUGUUGAGGCCAUUGUUGACACAGGCAAGACAAUGAAGGCCCUUCUGAAGCAUGUGGAGACCUUUGAACCCAAGAUGGUCAAGGUUGCGGGACUGCUGGUGAAGAGAGCUGCCAACAUGGAUGAGAACCUGACAGACUAUGUCGGAUUUGAAAUUCCGAACCGCUUUGUAGUCGGCUACGCUUUGGAUUACAACGAGUACUUCCGCGACCUGAAUCAUAUCUGCGUCAUCAGCAAGACGGGGAAGCAGAAGUACAAGGUUUGAUUGACUGGCAAAAACUGUACGGGUAACUUCAAUAAACGCAAAAACCCGGUACCAAUGGCCUGGUGGUUGGGGACCACUGUUCUAGCACAUACGCUGCAAUGGCUCUAUCAAUGUUGUCCUGGCUAGCAGUCCCUCCAUUAAAAUCCUUAGGUGG
Entelurus aequoreus (snake pipefish) is the source of this 1288-nucleotide messenger RNA. RefSeq names its product phosphoribosyltransferase domain-containing protein 1-like. NCBI's taxonomy places the organism in Eukaryota, Metazoa, Chordata, Actinopteri, Syngnathiformes, Syngnathidae. The transcript has 11 exons. Gene Ontology annotation, biological process: hypoxanthine metabolic process; IMP salvage; GMP salvage. The record is from RefSeq and is a predicted model, not a curated record. Gene Ontology annotation, molecular function: hypoxanthine phosphoribosyltransferase activity; magnesium ion binding. Bases 472 to 1134 code for a protein of 220 amino acids.